AUGACGUCGAUGGCCUCGGAAUCCGUAGCAACCAUCCUCUGCAACUCCAAGCAGACGCGCUUCCAAAUCACCAACUACCGUGAGCUCGACAUUGAAGGUGUCACCAUCACUGUCACCUCGGGUGAGAAGCCCGUUGGCAAGGGUAAAGGCAAGGCUAGAGGUGAAGGCAUCGAGAUCCUUGCUGGCGCCAAGCUGCGACUGAAGGAGGGUCAGCGCUAUGCCCUCGUAGGCCGGAAUGGAACGGGAAAGUCUACCUUGCUCAAGGCUAUUGCCGAAAAGCUCAUCCCCGGCAUACCUGAGGAGACCCGAAUUGCUAUCCUCCAGCAGACGAAACUUGUGGAUGAGAAGCCCAAGGGCACGUCAGAAGCUGGCAAUGAAGGCCUAUCCGUUCUCGAGCAGGUGAUCGAGAAGGCCACAGCCAAGCAGGCCGUUGAACAGGACAUCAAAGAUCUUUCCGAGGGUGUAAACGCCCCUGACCCAUUUGCUCCUGUUCGAGCUCUUAGACGACUCAAACACCAGAAGCACCAGCAGCGCCUCUUCCGUCUCGAUAAAGAUGCUCGGCUUCGCAGUGGUGCCCGUGGCAUGCAGGCUCGCAAGGCUUUGACGGCCUACGAAAAGGUCGUGGCCGAGUCAAACACUCUGCUCGAGCAGUCGAACGAGGAUAUUUCGCCAGAGGCUCUCCAAGCUGAAACGCAGGAGGCUGUAGACAUGCUCGCUGAUCUUCAAAUCCAAGUUGACCCAGCUCGGGUUUCAGAGAUCGAGUCACAGGCCAAGAAGAUCCUCACCGGUCUGGGCUUUAGCGAUGCCCUCAUGGAGAAGCCAAUAUCGAGUCUCUCGGGCGGUUGGCACAUGCGAGCUGCUCUGGCAACCGCUCUAGUCCAGGAAACCGACAUCCUCAUCCUGGACGAGCCCACAAACUUCCUCGACCUGCUUGGAAUUAUGUGGCUUCAGCGCUAUCUUCAAGGCCUUGAAGAGUCGGACCAGGCCCCGACUCUCAUUCUCGUCUCCCACGAUCGCGACUUCAUCUCACUUUGCACCGAUUUACUUAUACUCAAGGACAAACAGCUCACCUAUUUUCAUGGAGACUUGCCCACCUAUGAAGCAUCGCAGUCUGAGCGCAAACAAUGGCUCACCAAGAUGAAGGACGCCCAGGACAAGCAAAAGGCUCACAUCGAAAAGUCCAUCGCCGCCAACAUCAAAGCUGGCAAGGCCAACGAUGAUACCAACAAGCUCCGCCAGGCAAAGUCGCGACAGAAGAAGCUCGAUGAUCGCUGGGGACUGCAGGUCAGUGCCAAAGGCGGUCGCUUCAAACUCAACAGAGACCUCGUUGGCUAUCACUUGACGGCCCGCGAGGAGAUUGAUAUCCCACCCGAGGAUCGGCCUGUGGUAGUCUAUCUCCCAGAACCCCCUGAUCUGCGUUUCCCUGGGGCUCUGAUAUCCCUCGAGAAAGUUGCUUUCCGAUACUCGGCCAAGACACCUCUGGUGGUUCAAGACGUUACCCUUUCUGUCGGUAUGGGUGAUCGCAUCGGCGUACUCGGCUUGAACGGUGCAGGAAAGUCGACACUCAUCAAGCUCCUAGUCGGGGAGACGCAGCCAACCUCUGGAACUGUCACGACACAUCCUCGCUUGAAGCUUGGAUACUACUCGCAGCAUGCCGUUGAUGCGCUACAGGCCCUCGGCCGUUCAGAGCCUACCCUAACCGCCCUUGCUCUUCUCACUCGAGAAGUUGAUGGGGAACUCACCGAGGGAGAUCUCCGCGGCCUCCUGGGCCAGCUCGGUCUUCCUGGUCGCAUCGCCUCUGAUGUACCCAUUAGCAAGCUCUCUGGAGGGCAAGUAGUCCGCUGCGAACUUGCGCGCCUUUUCUGGCGUCGUCCACACUGUCUCGUGCUUGAUGAGGUGACUACUCAUCUUGACUACGAAACAGUGACAGCUCUGCGGGAGGCGUUGAGGGACUGGGAAGGCGCUGUAAUCCUAGUGAGCCACGACCGAUGGUUCAUGCGUGGUGCGGUUGAAGGUGCGAUGGAGGAUGAAGAAGACGAUGAGGACGAAGAUGAGGAAGAGGAGGGCUUGAGAAGGCGGGUGGUGUAUCGGCUGAAGGGAGGCAAGAUGAGCAAGCUGGAGAACGGAGUGGAAGAGUUUGAGAAACUCAUGGAGAAGAGGGUCAAGAAGCUGCUGUAA
Molecule: messenger RNA, 2178 nt
Organism: Fusarium keratoplasticum
Lineage: Eukaryota; Fungi; Ascomycota; Sordariomycetes; Hypocreales; Nectriaceae
Exons: 5
Coding region: 1-2178 (725 amino acids)
Molecular function (GO): ATP hydrolysis activity; ATP binding
Source: RefSeq, a predicted model, not a curated record